UUGACAUCAAUUGCCCCUUUCCAUUUUGCCAUGUCCGUCGACGCUUCGGAUGUGACGGAUGCGCUGCUGCCUGGUCUCCGGGGGAGCGCUUCGCAAGCUGUCUUCUGCCGAAGCCUCCCCGACUCGGCCGCGCCGCUGCUGCGGCUGCUGCGGCGCUUGCUGCGGGAGCGAGAUCUCGAGGGCGAGGCGGCGCAGUGCCUGGUGCUCUGCGAGAAGUCGAAGCUCCGAGGCCUGGAGCUGCGGCAGAUGGCCAAAGAGGAUCCUGUGGACGAGGUGCUGCGGAACGUGCACAUCAAGUACAUUCAGCCGGGCGGAGCGCCCGCGGCGCUGCUGGCGCUGCAGGCGCUGCGCUUCCGGCCAACGGCCGUGGCGGUGCUGGAGCUCCAGCACCUCACCGCGGGCCCGGCGCAGGAGCAUCACUACCUGAUGUGUGCUUCCCUUCUGCUGGACGCGUGCGCUCAGAUGAGACCGCCCUGCGCAGCGCUGAUCUGGGAGCCAGAGCUGAAGAGCGAGAGUCUGCUGGGCGGCAUCUUUACGAAGACUUGGGACCUCAGCCUCGAUCCAGACACCGACAGGCUCGCGCUGCAGGAGCUUUUUACCUGACUGCCCGGGGCCAGAAGGCCCUUUGUUGAGGUUUUCAAGAUUCUUGGGGUCCUCCAAAUCCGCGCGCUUGA
This is a messenger RNA of Effrenium voratum, 674 nucleotides long. NCBI's taxonomy places the organism in Eukaryota, Dinophyceae, Suessiales, Symbiodiniaceae. The record is from the annotation of a GenBank genome assembly.